Molecule: messenger RNA, 787 nt
Organism: Pistacia vera
Lineage: Eukaryota; Viridiplantae; Streptophyta; Magnoliopsida; Sapindales; Anacardiaceae
Product: succinate dehydrogenase subunit 6, mitochondrial-like
Exons: 3
Coding region: 123-566 (147 amino acids)
Source: RefSeq, a predicted model, not a curated record
UGGAAUCUAAUAAGAAAGAAAGACAAAUUAUUGCGCUGGCGUGCGCAGUGCAGGGUUUCGGUUGAGAGAGUGAGAGAAGGUCUAAAGUGAACAUUGUAGAGGCAGAUAGAAGUAUUUGAAAAAUGGUAGAAUCAAGAGAGCAAUCAUUCUUUAAGAAGCAUUUGGAAGGUUACAAAGAGUUCUGGAGUGAAAGGUUUCCCGUUCUUAACAACUAUUCUAGAUUCAUCAAGCGUCAUAAACCUCUUCCUUCUUGGUCCUCUUCUGAUGUCGACGAAUUCAUCACCUCCGAUCCCGUUCAUGGCCCCACGCUGAAGACUGCUAGGGAAGCAGUGAACUUUGCUAUCACUGGAAGUGCUAUUGGAGCAGCAUCGACUGCAGGUAUUGCAUGGAAAUAUUCAAGGAGUUUACAUGGCACUGGGUUGUCCUUAGCAGCUGGAGCUGUUUUUGGUUGGACAUUUGGACAUGAAGUUGCCAACCAGUGGUUUCAACUUUACAGGUUGGAUACCAUGGCUGCACAGGUGAAGUUUAUGGAAUGGUGGGAAAGAAAGACUGAGGGAAGGGCGUAAAAUUUGAUUUGCAGUUGAAAGUAGUGCUGAAACUUUGUUUUCCUUUCUAGAAGAAGAGUUAAAUGCUUCCAUGUCCAAAAUGUAAUGGUUGAUUUACUUAUGCAGCUCUGCUUGAUGUUGGAAUUUUGUAUAUUUGGGUUUGAGGGAUUCUGAAUAAUUUUUUCAGGAAGCAAAUUGAUAGAAGUGCAACCCACAGCAGUUGUUCCUAUUAUUUCCCUUAA